This is a messenger RNA of Cyprinus carpio (common carp), 811 nucleotides long. RefSeq lists its product as uncharacterized. The record is from RefSeq and is a predicted model, not a curated record. NCBI's taxonomy places the organism in Eukaryota, Metazoa, Chordata, Actinopteri, Cypriniformes, Cyprinidae. Gene Ontology annotation, cellular component: membrane.
AAAGGAUGACUUUGACCGUGUCGACGGACCUGACAGUGAACACUGUCCGGACUCAGGUAGAGGAAAAGCUUCAAGACAAACAAAAAGCUCUGCGGGACAGCAUCGAGAAGGGGGAGCCCAAAAUAUUCGGGGUCGCUCAGAUAAUAAUAGGAUUGCUGAUCAUCUCCUAUUCUAUACCUCUGCUGUCCACUAAGACCACAAUGAUAAUUAACUUUGGUGUGCCAUGGUGGAGUGGCCUUAUGUUUGUCAUUUCAGGCGCAGCUGGAAUAGUAUUGGAAAAAUAUGCUACCUUGAAAGCAGUGUCUGUAUGUUUGGCAGUCUCUGCUGUGGCCAUUAUCAUCUCAGUUAUUGCACUUAUCAUGUACUAUGCUGACAUUGCUUUCAAUGUGGCAACCAAAUGCCAUAUGGGAUCACGAAUGAAGUGUGACUACCAGAAUUAUGUCACUCAUUUUAGCACAGGAUUGAAGACAACCAUCUCCAUGGUCAGUAUGGUCCAGACAGUAAUUUCCACUGCUUUUACAGUUAUACUGUAUAAUCAGAGAAGGAACUUUACAGGCUAUGCGACCGUGACUGAAUGACAUCCUGCUUAAUAUCAUGUAUGACAUUUCUGGAUUUAAAUUAGAGGACCUUAAUCUAUCCACUUCAUAUAGAUACAUGUAGUUUUUCUUGUACAUAUGCAUUUAAGUGUUGUUGUAGUUUGGCUAAAAUCUAAAGUGAAUUGUAUUCUUACGUAUUCUAAACAUAUAAAGAUUUAUAAAGUAUAUAAAGUUUUUUUUAUUUUUUUUUUUAUUAAAGUUACAAUUAAAGAUGG